Gymnodraco acuticeps is the source of this 1239-nucleotide messenger RNA. It is a transcript of the gene slc22a7a, whose product is annotated as solute carrier family 22 member 7a. NCBI's taxonomy places the organism in Eukaryota, Metazoa, Chordata, Actinopteri, Perciformes, Bathydraconidae. The record is from RefSeq and is a predicted model, not a curated record. Gene Ontology annotation, biological process: transmembrane transport. Gene Ontology annotation, molecular function: transmembrane transporter activity. Gene Ontology annotation, cellular component: membrane. The transcript has 9 exons.
AUGGACUGUGGAGACAAGGGCGAGGAAAUAAAACAUAAAGCUCCAGAUCCUCCACUGUUUGGUCGUAAGUCGAUGCUCCUGGUGGCUCUGCUCAGCUCCACCGUGCUGGGAGUGGCCUCGGCGUUCUCCAGCUCCUACGUGAUGCUUGCUGUCUGCAGGGCGCUCUGUGGCGUGGCCCCCAGCGGACUCUCCAUCAUCGGGGUGGUCCUCUGCUCAGAAUGGACAGACGUGAAGCACCGGACCUUCACCGGCACCAUCAUGAGUUUGUCGUGGAGUUUGGGGAACAUGUUCCUGGCUCUGCUGGCCUACUUCCUCCGGGACUGGAGACACCUGACGCUGGCCGUGACCGCGCCCUGCUUCAUCGCCAUCAUCCUCUGGUGGUGGCUGCCGGAGUCAGCACGAUGGCUGCUGGUCAACGGCAGAACAGAGGAAGCCAAGAAGUAUCUGGAUCAGUGCGCUCAAAUGAACCAGAAGAAUGAGAACAUUUCCAGACUGGACUCUGAGGCUCUGGGAAAAGUGGCUUGGACUGAGGGGUCCGAGAAGAACCACUCCUACCUGGAUCUGAUCAAAACCCCCCAGCUGAGGAAGAUCACCCUCUGCUCCGGACUGUUCUGGUUUGCAGUUGCCUUUCUGUAUUACGGGAUCAGCUUCAGGAUUUCAGGCUUCGGCGUCAGUAUCUAUCUCACGCAGUUCAUCUACGGCGCCAUCGAAGUUCCCGCCAAAAUCCUGACCUUCUUCGUCCUGGACUGGAUCGGCCGGAGGAACAGCCAGGCGUGGUUUCUGAUCACAACGGGAGCUCUGAUUGGAGUAAACACGGCAUACCUUUAGGUGACAUACUACUCUGUGCUUCGUACGUGCAUCGCUGUGGUGGCGAAGGGUUUCUCAGAGGCGGCGUUCACCACAGCGUUUCUUUACUCAACUGAACUCUACCCAACCAUCUUGAGGCAGUGUGGUUUAGGCUACACCUCGUGUGUUUGUCGGAUCGGGACCGCUCUGGCUCCGAUGAUCAUGCUGCUGGAGGACUUCUGGCUUCUUCUGCCGCCGCUGAUCUUCGCAGGAACGGGAAUCAUCAGUGGCAGCCUGGUCUUCAUGCUCCCAGAGACGCUCAACAUCCGUCUACCUGAGAACAUCUUUGACGUGGAGGAGGGAAGGCACAGGCAGAGUGAAGCAAACAGAGACGCUAAGAUUGAGCUUAAUGAAAUAAAGUCUAAUGAAGUAACAGCAUCAAAGGACAACUGA